Messenger RNA from Hirsutella rhossiliensis, 819 nucleotides. RefSeq names its product glcNAc-PI de-N-acetylase domain-containing protein. Gene Ontology annotation, cellular component: endoplasmic reticulum. The transcript is spliced from 4 exons. Lineage: Eukaryota; Fungi; Ascomycota; Sordariomycetes; Hypocreales; Ophiocordycipitaceae. The coding region runs from base 1 to 819 and encodes 272 amino acids. Gene Ontology annotation, biological process: GPI anchor biosynthetic process. Gene Ontology annotation, molecular function: N-acetylglucosaminylphosphatidylinositol deacetylase activity. The record is from RefSeq and is a predicted model, not a curated record.
AUGGACCGCACCCUGGGCAUCGUGGCCACGCUGGUGGUGGUGGUGCCCUUGUUGUACGUCUACACGGCCAGCGUCGUGCAGGCGCGCUUCCCGGCCCUGAGGAACAAGCGCAUCUGCCUGCUGAUUGCCCACCCAGACGACGAGGCCAUGUUCUUUGCGCCCACCCUGCUGGCCCUCACCCGGCCCGAGACGGGCAAUCACGUCAAGAUCUUGUGUCUGAGCACAGGUAACGCGGACGGGCUCGGCGAGACGAGAAAAAAGGAGCUCAUCAAGAGCGGCAUGCAAUUGGGCCUCAGAGACCCAGACGACGUCUUUGUCGUGGACAAUCCCACCGACUUCCCCGACUCCAUGACCAGGACGUGGGACCGCGACGCCAUCUCCAACCUCCUCUGCAGCGCCUUCGCCCCGCAGCUCCCCCGCCAGCGCGCCGACGACUCGGCCCGCCCCACGGCCAACAUCGACAUCCUCAUCACCUUUGACGCCCACGGCGUCUCGGCGCACCCCAACCACAUCUCCCUCUACCACGGCGCCCGCGCCUUUGCCGCCGCCCUUGUCCGCGGCAAGGCCGGCUGGGCCAGCCCCGUCGACCUGUACACGCUCACCACGGUCGGCCUCGCGCGCAAGUAUGCCUCGGCCGCCGACGUCUUCGCCACCCUCGCCGCCUGGGCCCUCGCCGUCCGCCACGACGACCGCGCGCAUCCGGGCGGCCUGCUCUUCAUGAGCCAGAGCCAGAUGGUCUGGUUCCGCCACUUGUACAUCGUCUUUAGCAGGUACAUGAUCAUCAACGACCUGCGCCUCGAGAAGAUCAAGGCGCGGUGA